AUGGCUGAUUUUGGAGAGAUCCUCCAAAACAUUGGAGAUUUUGGACAAUUCCAAAUACUUAAUCUGGUUGCACUUUCCUUUCCAAAUUUUUUCACUGUUGUUCUCAUAGUUAGUUCUCUGUUUAUCCAGUCAGAUCCAGAGCGACACUGUAACACAGACUGGAUCCUCCGUGCUGAUCCUAACCUGACAGCAGAAGUGCAGCUGAACCUGACCGUGCCCUUGGAGCAGGAUGGGACCUACAGCAGGUGUCAGAUGUUUGUCCCUGUCGACUGGGACAUUGAUGCCAUCAGAGAGUUUGGACUCAAAGAAACCACAGGCUGUCAGAAUGGAUGGAAAUACAACAAUACAAUGUACAAGACCACCAUAGUAACUGAUUUUGAUCUUGUUUGUGACAAGUCUCACUUUGUGGAAGUGGCACAAAGUGUAUCCAUGGCUGGUGUUGUUCUUGGUUGUAUUAUUUUUGGACCUUUUGCUGAAUCGUUUGGGCGCAAACGAGGAACUCUAAUUGCACUGGUUUUGAGAUUUUUAUUUACUGCGGUAACAGGACUGUGCCCAAAUGUGUACUUAUAUCUCGUAUCGCAGUUUUUGCAUGGGAUUGGAAGUGGGGGCUAUCGAGUCGGCUCUGUUAUACUGGCUACUGAGUGGAUCGGGGUGAGCAAACGUUCUUGGGCAGCAUGUUUGAGUUUCCUACUUAUAGCUCUUGGGCAGUGUACAUUUGCUGGCAUGAUCUACUUCAUCCGAGACUGGAGACUGGUUCAAUUUAUCACGUCAGCGCUGCUUGGAGCAUUUAUUAUCUGCAUAUGUUUUGUUCCAGAAUCAGCCAGGUGGUUGUUGAGCAGAGGACGGACAGAAGAGGCAAAACAGCUGAUUCGAAAAGUAGCAGCCAUCAACAAACGGAGUGUUGCAGAUGCUCUUCUGGACAAGAUUGCUGUCAAAGAUGUUGUGAACAAAGGAGGCCCAAAAGUUAUUUUCAGAUCAUCUGUACUGGCCAGAUAUUUGUCCAUCAUAGUACUGACAUGGUUUGCACUGAACCUUUCCCUCUUCUGCCUGUACUUUGAUAUGGGAAGUCUUGGCUUGAACAUCUUCCUGACACAGGUCCUGUUUGGUACUGUUGAAAUACCAGGUUCCAUUCUUUGUAUAUGGCUGUUGGAGACUGUGGGGAGAAAGAUGUUGCUCAUGUCAACAGCUCUGACAUCAGUAAUCCUUUCUAUGCUCAUCCUAGCUGUUCAAGGAUAUCCCAUUGCUGCUACAUCAUUAUCUGUAGCAACUCGUUUUUUCCUGAUAUUGGGCCUUGGUACAUGUAACGUCUUUGUUCAGGAGCUGUUUCCAACAUCAGUCAGACAAACAGCCACAGGACUUGGAGCAACAGCUGGCAGAUCUGGAGGGAUGGUUGCUCCCCUGGUUAAUAUGUUGUCCAGGUUCCACUGGGUCAUACCCAUCACUUUCUUCAGCACCCUCUUGCUAAUUGGUGGAUCUCUCUGCUUCAUUCUUCCUGAAACUAGACACAGAGAGCUGCCCGAGUCAACUGAAGAGGCUGAAAACAACAAAAAUCCAGCCUUCAGAGAGAGAGAAAGCUCUUCAUAUCACCUAUCAGUCAUGCAAAAGAUGUUGCCUUGA
This is a messenger RNA of Thalassophryne amazonica, 1617 nucleotides long. Its product is annotated as solute carrier family 22 member 13-like. Gene Ontology annotation, biological process: transmembrane transport. The transcript has 10 exons. Gene Ontology annotation, cellular component: membrane. NCBI's taxonomy places the organism in Eukaryota, Metazoa, Chordata, Actinopteri, Batrachoidiformes, Batrachoididae. The record is from RefSeq and is a predicted model, not a curated record. Gene Ontology annotation, molecular function: transmembrane transporter activity. The coding region runs from base 1 to 1617 and encodes 538 amino acids.